AUGGACAAGAGAACGUUUCAAUGGGAGCGCACAUGCGGCACGGAAACCUACCUCAUCUCCUCUGACCGAUCGCUCCUUGCACAUGCCUUUGUCCAAGACGUCUAUGCGACGGAAGAGGUGUUCUGGGCGAAACCACUCCCAUCUGCCACGCUAUGCACCAUGCUCGACAACAGCCUGACCCUGGGCGUCUAUCUUGUGUCUGGCGAGAGCAAGACGCCAAUUGGCAUGGCUCGCAUGGUCACCGACUACACAACCCUCGCCUACCUCACUGACGUCUACCUGGUUCCCAAACACCAAGGCCGUGGUCUCGGCAAAUGGCUCAUCGCGUGCUGCCGCGACUUCUGUCUCAGCAUGGAGAACCUGAGGUUCAUGGUGCUGCUCACGGCCAGCGAGCAGGCGCGGGCGCUGUACAGGCGAGAGUUGGGCAUGACAAAGCUGGACGGAGUGGAGGAGGGGUUAGUGUGUAUGGGGGCGCGCAAGGCAAACCUCAGCGGAGCGCCGGCCGCUACGGACGCCCCAUCAUUGCAGUAA
Molecule: messenger RNA, 531 nt
Organism: Pyrenophora tritici-repentis Pt-1C-BFP
Lineage: Eukaryota; Fungi; Ascomycota; Dothideomycetes; Pleosporales; Pleosporaceae
Product: acetyltransferase
Molecular function (GO): acyltransferase activity, transferring groups other than amino-acyl groups
Source: RefSeq, a predicted model, not a curated record